Leptosia nina is the source of this 369-nucleotide messenger RNA. Lineage: Eukaryota; Metazoa; Arthropoda; Insecta; Lepidoptera; Pieridae. The record is from the annotation of a GenBank genome assembly.
AUGAUAUGGCAACAUGACUUUUUACUGACGCCGAAGAAAUUCAAGGCGUCAAGCUCCGAGGGGAAGUUAUUGGAAAAGGGAGACACUAUUACAGGUUCUUAUUUCGCAGACCAAAUAAAAAGAUUACGAGAGGCUAUGAAACUCAAAAGACGUGGCACAUUACGGGCUGGAGUGUUUCACCAAGACGUGGCAGUUACCGAAACUGCGGAUUUGUGUUUCAUUGGCUGCCAGUCGCGUAAUGGGAUUGGAAUUGGUCGGACACCCCCACUUUUCUCCAGAUCGAUCCCCCAGCAACUUGUAUCGCUUUCUUCGGCUCAAGGGAACAUCUCUGGUGCAAGAAUUUUGAAGACGAUAGUGGACAUAGCAUAA